This is a messenger RNA of Scleropages formosus (Asian bonytongue), 3783 nucleotides long. RefSeq names its product MAGUK p55 subfamily member 2-like. The transcript is spliced from 14 exons. Bases 401 to 2050 code for a protein of 549 amino acids. NCBI's taxonomy places the organism in Eukaryota, Metazoa, Chordata, Actinopteri, Osteoglossiformes, Osteoglossidae. The record is from RefSeq and is a predicted model, not a curated record. Gene Ontology annotation, molecular function: protein binding.
UGAUUUUGCGAAGCCAACGUCCUUGACAUGCCCGUGGCCUCUGUGAACUCAGAUUCUGACGUCUGUCAAAAAAAUAGCGUUGGCACCUGCAAACAGCCCUUUAAGAAGCAACCGAUCAGCUUCAUUUGACUUCAGCUCCACCCAGCUGUAUCCAGCUGGUCCACACGAGGGCAAAUAAAAGGCCGGAUCUGUGGAGGGGCCACGAACUUCUUUCCUCGCUGUCCCAGUAGGCAGAGGUGGAGCUGAGAGGAGUGACAAGAGGUGUUGCGCUGGCCUUAGGAUGGCCCCAGGAGACAAAAGGAUGUGGGUAGAUCUGGCAGCCUGGGUCGAAGAGAACCUGGAGCUGGCGUAGGACUCACUGAGCUUCAACGAUGGUGUCCUGCUUGGAGAAUUAGCUCAUAUGGCAGCUGUUAGGCCCCUGCCAGCUCCUGAUGGAGCUGUGCAGCAGGCUAUGGACACGUUGAGCGACAGCCCGUGCUCCACCACUGCAAAUGAUCUUGACCUGAUCUUCCUCAAGGGCAUAAUAGAGAGCCCGGCAGCGAGCGAGAGCCCGGAGGAGAACAAGCUGGAGGCGGUGCGGGGCAAUAGCGUGGAGCUCCUGCAGGACAUUCUGAGGGACCUGGAGCUGUUCACAGAGCAGAGCAAGGUGGCUGAUGAGCUGUUCAGCAUAUUGAAGGAGCCCCACUUCCAGUCUCUUCUGGAAACGCAUGAUUUGGUCGCCUCCAAAAGCUAUGAAAGCCCCCCAGCCAGCCCCUGUGUUUUCAUGGAUGCCAAUCAGAACUGCCCAAUAAUGCCAUCUGAUGCUAUCAGAAUGGUGGGCAUUCGCAAAGUGUCUGGGGAGCACCUGGGUCUGACAUUCCGAGUGGAAAAUAGCGAUCUGGUGAUCGCAAGAAUCUUGCACGGUGGGAUAGUGGACCAGCAGGGCCUGCUGCACGUCGGUGACGUUAUCAAGGAGGUCAACGGGAAGGAGGUGGGUGACGACCCAAAGGCGCUGCAAGAAAUGCUGCAGGAGGCCAGCGGGAACGUCGUGCUUAAAGUGCUGCCAAGCUACCAGGAGCCACAGCCACCACGUCAGGUGUUUGUCAAGUGUCACUUUGACUAUGAUCCUGCCCAUGACAGCCUGAUCCCCUGCAAAGAGGCAGGGCUUAAGUUCAGAAAUAAAGAUAUUCUGCAGAUUGUUAACCAGGAAGACAUCAACUGGUGGCAGGCACGCCAUGUCGAGGGUGGGAACGCAGGCCUCAUUCCCAGCCAGCUCCUGGAGGAAAAGAGGAAAGCAUUUGUAAAGAAGGAUAUGGAGCUGGCAUCUGCAGGCUCUCUCUGUGGUGGAAUGGGGGGGAAAAAGAAGAAGAAGGUGAUGUACCUGACAACGAAAAACGCAGAGUUUGAUCGCCAUGAGCUGAUGAUCUAUGAAGAGGUGGCAAAAAUCCCCCCGUUCCGACGCAAGACUUUGAUACUGAUCGGGGCUCAGGGGGUGGGCCGACGCACUCUGAAGAACAGGCUUCUCGUGUCGGACCCUCAGCGCUAUGGGACCACCAUCCCCUACACCUCUAGGAAGCCCAAGGCAAGCGAAAAGAAUGCGCAGUUGUAUCGUUUCGUGACUCGCGGCGAGAUGGAGUCAGACAUCAAGAACGGACGAUACCUGGAGCAUGGGGAAUAUGAUGGAAACUUGUAUGGCACCAAGAUUAAUUCAAUCCAUGAAGUGGUAGAUGCUGGCAAGAUGUGCAUCCUGGAUGUAAACCCCCAGGCACUCAAAGUUCUCCGAACAUCAGAAUUUCUACCUUUUGUGGUCUUCAUUGAGACUCCCAGCUUUGAAGUUCUGAAGGCCAUGAAUAAAAACGCCAUGGAAGCAGGAGUUGUCACUAAGCAGCUGACGGACAGUGAGCUUAAGAGGACAGUAGAAGAGAGCAGAAGGAUUAAGCAAGCCUAUACCCAUUACUUUGACCUCACCAUCGUCAACGACAACAUGGAUGGAGCCUUCCGGGCCUUAAAGAGGUCACUUGAGAAACUGGGGUCGCAGCCUCAGUGGGUACCAGUCAGUUGGGUCUUUUAGACCACAGCUCACAGAUUGUAUUUGAGUAAGGAGGACAGAGAAGUUGGACCAACCAGUCAAGAACAACCAAAAGACCUCUUCUCCUUGGUGAAAUAGCUGCAUCCAACAAGAGCAAUCCCACUUUGUCGAGGUUCAGUGUGCAAAAGAGACGGGUGUACUUUUGUACAGAUUCUUUAUUCUGGAGUUAUUUCUUGUUAACUUUAUAUAAAAAGCAUAGAAAUUGCUAUAUCUUUACCAUGGUAUAAGAACUUAUUGGGGGACCAAAAAAUAUGAGCAAUAGUAUUCGCAAUAGAGUUAUACACAAAUACCAGGGAGGACAAAUUAGACUUAUCAAGGGGAACACAUCCCUUCUGUUAGGCCAGUGUCUGAACUGUAACAACAGGUUUAUUGUAUAUUGAAUCAGUACAUGGUGAUUUUGCCCAUAGUGUAUGCAUGUGCGAAUGAAUCGGUGUGGGUGAUUGCACUACAAUAAGACUGGCGUUCUGUCCGGAGUGUGUCCUGCCUUGUGCCGUGUGUUCCCCGUGUUGCCAGAACUCUUGAGCUAGACAAGUGGUUACUGGCAAUGAAUCAAUGGAUGAAUGAAUGACUCCUUUGUGCAUCUGGACACAAGCGCUCAGCAUUCAUAAGCAAUGGGCCCUUGAGGUUGAUUAUUUUAGUAUACAUGCUAGAAAUUUGGGUUUGGAUAUGAAUGAGUGCCCCAAUGUGUAUUACUACUUAUUUUUAGGUAUUUUGUUGCGUAUGUGUGUAUCAGGCAUCUACCACACGAAGGUAAGCAACUCAAUAUUUUAGCUAAUUGCCAAAUUUUUUAUAAGCCAUCUCUUCCUCUAAUUAUUUUCCUCAAACAAGUGAAUGAUGAUAAUGUUCCACACCCGCAUGUAAGUCAAUCGGUUAAACAAUUAUACAGAUUUUAUUACUAAAUUCGACCGAAACCCAUACGCUUUACAGGAAUAAAUGUUAUUGCAGUUGUAUUGGAUCUGAGCUGAACUGGUCCAUCUAAGUCUUGGGUCUGUCAUCGGAAUCUGUCCUUGUGUCUGCAUAUAAUUUGGUUUUUCUUCUCCUCCAUGGUCAAGCAUCAGAUUUUCCAGUAUACAGACAUUUUGAUACUGCCAACGUUAGUAACAUUUAAGGAUGAGUAAAGCAAGGAGACAGCAGUAAAUGACCAACUCGUGACAGUAAACCACCGCAUGAAUUUCAAAUGAAUCUAAAGGUUUGUCAGUGUCUUCGUCAGGGAGCUGUCAGCCUGGAUUUGCCUUUCAUAACUCAUGUCCCUUGAGAAUGUCGUGACCCUUCUCUCGCAAAUUCUAUUGCUUUUGGCAGUUUCCGAAAAAACAGAACAGGCAGCAAUUAUACAUUACACUGAUUGCAAAUAACUAUACAGGAAGCAACAUCUGUAGCAUUUUAUUCUCUAAAGUCCAUUCUCAAGUGCGUUUUUUAAAUAGACAUGAAAUACUGUAAACGUGUCAUUUUAGGCCGAUAUUUUUAGUUCUCUUUGUAAGCAGUAAUAUAGUGACUGAAAAUACAUUUUAUGAGGGAUUUAAAUGUGAAUUCAGUCCUCAGUAUUAUAGUGUUGGAGUACAGCUAGUCUGAUGUAUCACUAAUGUUACUUAGCUUUGUUAUAUUUAUUGUAUUAUUUCAAUUUUUAUGAUUUUGUGAUUUUUGUUUGCAGUAGUUUGAUGUUAUUUUGAGAUUGGAAGUUUUCAGUCAACAAAAACUGCAAUGUAGUGCUGGAAUGG